AUGGAAAAAGAUACAACGGAUAUAACGCGUCUAGUGGAAGAAAACAAAGUGCAUGGAGAGACUAUGCGAAAAUGUAUGUUGAAUUCUCGGUCUACAUCCGAUCAAAUCGCCCAAUUAAAGAAAGAAGUCCAGAGUUAUGACAGCAAGCUCGGGGCGGUGUCUGUGGCUUUAGAUAAUCGCCGGUUACAACAAUUGAAAGAGCACACAGACCUCAUCGAAGAGAAAAUGUCCCACACUCAGACAGACUUCGACAAUAUGGUCACGAGAUUUGCAGCAGAGGCACAAAAUAUCGCUACUAAAGCCGCCAGGUAUGAGAUAAUUGGAAAGAAUAGUUCUAGGGACCGCCAGAUUGACGAUCUAGCACAAUCUAUCAGACCGAUAAUGCUCCGUCUAGCAGGGUUAGAGAGCACUGAGAAGCAGUCUGAUAAAAUGGUAAUGAUGCGUCUGGCAGCGCUGGAGAAGAACGAGAGACAGUCUGGUGAAAUGGUAAUGAUACGGUUGACAGCAUUGGAGGAGAAUAACGAGAGACAAGUUUCUAGGAUCUUAGAAUUAGAACGAGGAAAUGAGAGCUUGGAAAGAGAAUCAAUGAAGUUGCGACAACCAUCGUAG
Messenger RNA from Botrytis porri, 609 nucleotides. RefSeq lists its product as uncharacterized. Lineage: Eukaryota; Fungi; Ascomycota; Leotiomycetes; Helotiales; Sclerotiniaceae. The coding region runs from base 1 to 609 and encodes 202 amino acids. The transcript has a single exon. The record is from RefSeq and is a predicted model, not a curated record.